GGCCGGGCCGUGUGUGUCUGUGCUGGGCGAAAGAAAGGGUGUAAAUUGAUCUUGGAAAAUCCUCACGGAGGGAUUGUGGUGGAGCACGUCCACACAGGCACCCCAGGACAGAUGGGAGGCUUCAGGCCUGGGUGUGGAGCAGCAGCUUCUCAGCCUCUGGAGAGAAACCUCCUCUCUCUGGUUCCAUCUCCAGCCGCUCUCUUGGAGGCUGGUGCGGAUUUCUGGGGCAUUUCCAGUGAAAACAGCUCCAUCCAGUUGGGUCAUCGCAGCUCCUGCUCUGCUGGGCUCUGCCUCGGGUCCCAAAGCCUCUCUGGGUUGGAGCUGGGAUCGUGGAAUCACAGAAUGGUUGGGGUUGGAAGGGACCUUGGAGAUCCUCUUGUUCCCCCCUUGUGUUGGGUUGUCCCCCGUGAACACCCAGAUCCUGCUCCAGAGGGGUCCAGACAUGACCCCUCGUCCUUUUGCUUGGGGGCCCAUCCUGCUGGUGCUGAGUUCCUGGGGAGGGUCACUCACCCUGCUCCUUGGUGGUGCUGGGAGAGAUGGUGUGGGAAGGGCAAAAAAGAGGGACAAUCCAGUGGUGGAGAAAACCAGCAGGAUUUUGCACAUAAGGAACGGGGAGAGGCCGUGGGGUGCUCGGGGGGACAACCAGCCCCGUCCCUGCCACCCUCGCUGCCCUUCUGCUGGGAUUUGCCUCCUCCCACCAUCCAGGCUCUGCUCUCUCCCAAAGCUGCUCCUUCCUCUCCCAGAAAGGACAGUUAAAUGCCACCCAAAGGGCGGCUGAGACCUCCUAAAGCCCCUGUCAAACAGCAGCGAGGCCGCUCAGGAGCUGAUCCAGCUGAUGGAACCAACGUGUCGCUCUUCCCUCCGGCUCGGCCGCUCUGUUUGCCUUUCCCUGCCUCCCCCCUCUCCUCUAAUCCAGGCUGGAACUGCUCCUAGGGCUCAGCCUGGGGCCCUCCUGACCCCGCUCUCGCCAUCCCCCCAGCUGGGAGCCCUGGCUGUGACUCUGGGGGUGCUGCUGGCCCUGCUGGGCUGCGCCGCCGCCCCGGAUCCCGCCCUGGAGGAGGCCUGGGAAGAGUGGAAGAGUCUCCACGCCAAGGAGUAUCCAGGGGAGGACGAGACCUUCCGCAGGGAGAUCUGGGAGAAGAACCUGCGCCACAUCCAGCAGCACAACUGGGAGGAGGCGCAGGGGAAGCACAGCUACCGCCUGGCCAUGAACCACUUCGGGGACCUGACAAACGAGGAGUUUAAGCGGCUCCUGAAUGGCUUCAUCCCAGCGCAGCAGGAGGAGCCAGGGCGGGUCUUCCGAGCCUCAGAGACCCUGAAGACCCCAGUGAGAGUGGACUGGCGGGCCAAGGGCUACGUGACACCCGUGAAGAACCAGCGGACGGGGAAGCUGGUGGUGCUGAGCGAGCAGAACCUCAUCGACUGCACCCGAAAGCUGGGCAACCGCGGCUGCUGCGGUGGCCACAUGGAACAGGCCUUCCAGUACGUGCGCGACAACGGCGGCCUCAACUCGGAGCGUGUCUACCCCUACGUGGGCACGGACAACUCCCGCUGCCGAUACAACCCCCGGGACAAGGCGGCCAACUGCUCCGGCUUCAUGAGGGUGGCACCGGGCAGCGAGGAGGCCCUGGCGCAGGCGGUGGCCACCGUGGGCCCGGUGUCGGUGUCGGUGGAUGCCAGCUCCUUUCGCUUCUACAAGUCGGGCCUCUUCGGCUGCGGCUCUGGCAGCUGGAGAACGAACCACGCCAUGCUGGCCGUGGGCUACAGCACAACCUGGAUGGGUGGGCACAACCUCAGCUACUGGAUCCUAAAGAACAGCUGGACAGAGAGGUGGGGAGAGCAGGGCUACAUGUUCCUGCUGAAGGAUGCCGGCAACCAGUGUGGGGUGGCCAACCAGGCCAGUUACCCCCUGCCCUGAGCCAGGACAGCCCCCCCUCCCCGCCCCAGCUGAGCUUCCACGGCUGUUUCCUUCUGGAAAUGGGGCUUUUCUUCGUGUGCGGCAAGAAGCAAUUAAAAGUGGCAUGGUUAAUUGUCCUUGUCAUGGAAUC
Molecule: messenger RNA, 2048 nt
Organism: Manacus vitellinus (golden-collared manakin)
Lineage: Eukaryota; Metazoa; Chordata; Aves; Passeriformes; Pipridae
Product: cathepsin L1-like
Exons: 7
Coding region: 836-1918 (360 amino acids)
Biological process (GO): immune response
Cellular component (GO): lysosome
Molecular function (GO): cysteine-type endopeptidase activity
Source: RefSeq, a predicted model, not a curated record